GUAUGUAUUGAUGAUAUCCCACUUCGCGAGUAUAACAUUAGCUGGCUCAGAAACGCCAUUGGCGUUGUGCAACAAGACCCUGUUAUUUUCUCUGCUACAGUGGCAGAAAAUGUCAGAAUGGGAGACGAUACGUUGUCAGAUGAAGACGUAGAGGAAGCUUGUCGAAUGGCUAAUGCGCUGGAAUUUAUUAAAAAGCUUAGCGAUGGGUUUGACACAGUCAUCGGAGAAGGUGCCGUACAACUUUCUGGUGGACAAAAACAACGCAUUGCCAUUGCUCGAGCUCUAAUCCGCAAGCCACAGAUUCUUCUUCUGGAUGAGGCUACUAGUGCGUUAGAUACGGAAAGCGAAAAAGCAGUACAGGAAGCUUUGGAUGUGGCUAGGAAGGAUCGAACCACACUUUGUAUCGCGCACAGGCUCUCUACUAUCAGGGAUGCUGACAAAAUCAUUGUUUUCGAAGAAGGCCACAUUGUUGAAACGGGUAAUUUAUCAUGA
Molecule: messenger RNA, 492 nt
Organism: Strongylus vulgaris
Lineage: Eukaryota; Metazoa; Nematoda; Chromadorea; Rhabditida; Strongylidae
Source: the annotation of a GenBank genome assembly